Molecule: messenger RNA, 4000 nt
Organism: Bactrocera tryoni
Lineage: Eukaryota; Metazoa; Arthropoda; Insecta; Diptera; Tephritidae
Gene: Samuel
Product: ras guanine nucleotide exchange factor Q
Exons: 6
Coding region: 949-3303 (784 amino acids)
Cellular component (GO): PRC1 complex
Molecular function (GO): protein binding
Source: RefSeq, a predicted model, not a curated record
AGGUCGCGUUCUAUCUGGAGUGCGCACGAGUCAAAGCAAACGAGCAAGUGAAACGAACAUUAAAUGUGCAUACUCAAUAUACAUACAUACAAAUAUAAGUACAUUAAUAGGAGUGCUAUAUAUAAUUAUAAAUCGUGGGGGCAGAAUAUGUCAAAUCGUGUCAAUCAAUAAUACAAACAUACUACAAAGUGAGAUGUAGUGGAAUUGCGACGGUUGCAAAAUCGAUUACAAUAGAAUAUGUACAAUGGAACUUAAAAUUUUGAGAGGAAAAUGAUAAGUGUUAAGUAUAAUUGAAAAAAAAAUUUGAAAAGUACGAGUUUGAUACAAAAUGCAAAUUUCAUUUUUGUCGGAAGUUGUUUGAGCGAAUUGAAAGAAGAACUGAAAGAAGCACGAAAAGCCAAAUAAACAGUGCGAAUAAGUUGAUAUGACUCUUUUGUGGUGAAUGCCAAUCCGUUGUCACCAGAACCUGAUGAAUGUAAAUAUAUCAACUUUGAAUAUAAGUAAAUUUGUAUAAGUACUCGUACACCCAAUGAUAUUAUAAAGAAGUCAUCAAUUGCAGUGCCUAACGACAACAAACAGACUUUCCUUAUCAUUCAUCAACAUCUGCAUUGUGAGAUCUCACCACGCCUGUUGAGCAAACAAAAGCAGCAAUCACAAACCGUUUGGCGACGGUAAUGAUUUUGUGAUGUAUAAAUCACUAUAUACAAAACAAAUCUGUAAUAUAACAGAGAUUUUCCAUCAAUUAAUAAUUACGUUAACUUCAACAGUAGCGGUGAUAGCUGUGCCAAUAGAUCAUGGAUAAACUUUUAUAGUUUAUAACCGAAUCAAUAACAAAAUAUUAUAAGCAGAUCGCAUAACAGUUAUAAAAAAUUUGAUUAUUCGCGCUGCCAUUAUUAUCAGAUAUUGCAGGUUUUACUGCUAUUAACAUCGGUCUUAGUUGUCCAGAAAAUGAUCAGUGAACAGUCUCUAACGCUGGCUUUUCGUGGUGGAUUUAGUUUAAUCGAUAAGCAAUUGAGGCGUGUUGGUGCAAAUCCGAUUACUUCCUCUUCAACCACAGCGGCUGUCGCCUAUCAAUAUUUGGACUUAGCAGCGUCAUCGGAGACAAAUAAUGUGUUAAAUAUGGAGUCAGCGGCAAGUAGUACAAUUAAUAAUUGUAACAUCAAUUCAAAUAUCGUUAACCGGAAUAACUGCAGUAAUAAUAUAAACAGCAAUGUGAUGAUUAAUCCAGUGCCUAAUGCUCCCAGUGGUUCUGUUGGUGGUGUAGCUAACGCAAACAGUUCUUAUCAAAAACAUUGCCCCCAAUCGGAGUCAUUGCAAACAAAUCCUCAAAAACAACAAACAGCUCAAAAGAAACAACUACAAAAUAACUCUAACAAUGUGAAGAGUGAAAGACUUAGUCCAAGCACCAACGGAGAUCAUCAGUCAUCAAUAUCGAGAUCCCGAAGCACCACACCUUCAUCGUUCCGUGGUCCUUCGCCACAACAAAUUUCUUCUGAAGCCCUAAUGCCACUAACUUCGCUCUUACGUAUUCAAGAAGUCACGUCUGGGCAUCAAACUCCUUGCGUUAGUGCCGCUAGCACCGAUACAGCUAAUUUAGGAAACACAACGACUGUGUUCCAGACAGAUUUCUCGUCGAGGAACUAUUCCGAUAUUAUGCGCAGUUUAGCAGCGAAAUAUAAUGAUGUCAACGCAAUAAACUCCAUUUCGACUCGUUGUAAUCCAUUUUUUGAUACAUCGUCGACUUCUUCUAUUCCUAUUGUCAACAAAAAUGUAAAUCAGAAAAGUGGCAAUAGGAACGUUGUUGGAGCUUUGUCGGGUCCCUUGACGAGUAAAGAUGCAUCGCCUCAAUUGAUACCUCGAUUAUCCAUUUCUCAAGGGGAUGUAGCGGUAGCGGCUGCAGCCGCUUCGUUUCUAAGUAGUCUUCCAUUCUCACAAAGUGUAUGCCUCCCAAUGAUCGAUAUGAGCAGUACUCAAGCAUUGAUUACUUUGGCGCGUGCAGCUAAAGAAGCAGAGGUACAGACCAUACUUCGCACCUUCCAGCAAAACUCGAAACAAAUGAACUCCAAUUCAAUCUUAUCGCAUCCUAACCUUGGUGUAGCAUUGCAACAAGCCGCUCAAUAUGUAUCUCCUGCACUCAGUCUUCCUGUGCUGCAGAAACAGCAGCAGAUUGCACCUUCACAACAGUCUAGUCCUCAACAUAAAUUAGUUUCUGCAUCGACUAGCUCCACUAUUUCAACAUCCAAAAGAAAAUCAACAGCUCCCACAAGCACAACGACCGUACCGCUUGAUUUGAGCUCUCAACCACCAGCGACUAAAAGAUUUAAGGUGGAAUUGAACACAGCAAGCCAAAGUAACGAAUCAUAUGGGUUGAAUGUAUCUAUGGGACAUGUGUCAUCAAAUGAAAUAAAAGCCUCCUCAUCACCAAUAUCUGAAAAUAAAUUAGUCACCGAUUCUACGAAGAAUAAUGCCUGCUUGUCCUUUUCACCAGAACCAUCCACACCAUGCAAUACUACUAUUCUAAAAUGUCAAGCUGAAAGUGUGGAAAUUGCCCAAUGGACAGUGGAUGACGUGUGUGCUUUUGUAGGUGAUAUUGAUAUCUGCGCGGACUACGUUCAGCAUUUUCGUGAUCAAUGCAUUGAUGGCAGUGGAUUACCCUUGCUAACUGAAGAUCAUUUGCUUAAUUCCUUGGGUAUGAAAUUAGGACCCGCAUUAAAAUUACGGUCAAAAUUAGCGAAGAGACUCGGUGGUCCUUGCCCCUGUGUGGCAUGCAUUACACGGGCACGACAAAUGCUAGUUUUACAAGCAGAAUCUAAGAAUGAUCAACCAAAGACAGCUAUAACAAUGUCUACCGAGUGUUCUCCAACAGAAAUUAGAACUAUAAGAUGUGAGGAAAGUAUUGAACUUCCCCAACUCAAAGACACAAAUGAUACAACAAAAGAAACCUUUAAAAAUAUACAGAAAGGUUCGCAAAAUCAGCACUUUCUUGGGGAAGGACGAGAAACGAAGAUAUGCAGCAUUAGUGACAAUAAUGAAAGAACCAACAAUUGUAGCUCACUUAAAGUACAAAUAUGCGCCAACAUAUAUAAAAAUGAAGCAAACAACAACCAUCACAACAAUGACGAAGUAAAUGUUGAGAAUUUUAUUACCGGAACAAACGUUAAUGACAAAACAUCUAGUUACGUUCUCAAUACUACUUUUAAACCCCAAUCUAAUGAUAUCUGUUUAAGUAAUAAAAAAAGUUCCACUAACAGCAACGUCGUACUGGAAAGUCAGUUUGGAAAUUUAUCAGAUGAGGGUAGUUAGUCUUGGAUCUAUUACUGCUUUUGUUUACAAAUUUUAUGGUUGAAUGAAGUUUUUAUUCAAAAUUUUCAUGUGUACAUGGACAACAUUUUAUCAGUUUUUAAACAUUUUUUGGAGUAAAAUGUGUAUAAAAAAAAAAACUCUAACACUCUCAAAAACUUAGCAACUAUUUUUAAUUUUCUCAUAAUAAAUACAGCAAAACAUAAAAUGUGUAUAAUGAUAGUCAGUCCAUUUGUGCAUGUCGCAAUAAGAAUUUUCAUAAUUCGUAGUAAGGCGAACAUGCCGAUAACUUUUAAUUUAAUAGUAGUUUUUACAUUAUUUAUUAUUCGGACCUUAUAGAACAUACUAUUGACAAUCUAGGGUAAUUUUUUUAUGCAGAAAUAUUGAAGCAUAAGCCGGUAACAGAGUUUCUCCCAGAACGUCUUAAGAAAAAAACGCUUUGCGGCGUUCACCAUAACUCGGCUGGAAAUUAUUCGAAAAUAAAAAACCAAGAAAAAUUAGUCAGGUUAAUCAAAUCCUCCCCCUAUCGUUCUCUGAUAAUUUUUUUUUUUUUUUUUUUAUUUAGAAAAUUUUGGCGGCAAUUUAAGGUGAAAACUGCUAUUUUCCACUAAAAACUUCCACCAUUUUGUCAGUGGAAAAAACUUUAAUGUAAAAAAGCAAAAUUUAAAAAACAAUGGGGGAGGUAUUUUAUACUAUAUGU